This is a messenger RNA of Pseudophryne corroboree (corroboree frog), 541 nucleotides long. Its product is annotated as cytochrome c oxidase subunit 6A, mitochondrial-like. Gene Ontology annotation, biological process: mitochondrial electron transport, cytochrome c to oxygen. Bases 107 to 424 code for a protein of 105 amino acids. NCBI's taxonomy places the organism in Eukaryota, Metazoa, Chordata, Amphibia, Anura, Myobatrachidae. The record is from RefSeq and is a predicted model, not a curated record. Gene Ontology annotation, cellular component: mitochondrial inner membrane. Gene Ontology annotation, molecular function: enzyme regulator activity. The transcript is spliced from 3 exons.
UACAGAAGGCCGCGUCUGCAGAUAGUCUCCCCCGGGCUCUGUGACCUUCUCAGAUCUCCGCAGACACCAACAAGUCACCUCUGUGCAGCCAGAUACCGUGGUCGCAAUGACCAGCCAUGGGGCUCGGUGGUCACUACAGGUUCUGAGGAGGCAAAUGGCGACAGGUUCCCACGGCGAGGGGCCGGGCGGUGCUCGCACCUGGAAGAUCCUGACCUUUGUGGUGGCUCUGCCGGGUGUCGGGGUCUGCAUGCUGAACGCCUGGCUGAAGAAGCAGAACGAGCAGCACCACACCCCAGAGUUUCUCCCCUAUGAUCACCUGCGUAUACGGACUAAGCGUUUCCCUUGGGGGGAUGGAAAUCACUCCUUAUUCCACAACCCACACGCCAACCCACUUCCCACGGGGUAUGAGGAGCCGAAGCACUGACGUCUCCGGGGUCACAAUCCGGCCUGACCCAGACUGAGGGGCCUCAUUGUCUGCCAGCGUCCUGCUUGAGGAGAUGAGAGAAUUCGCCGGCAAUAAACCUGACUUUCUAUCACUGCA